Molecule: messenger RNA, 1827 nt
Organism: Cynocephalus volans (Philippine flying lemur)
Lineage: Eukaryota; Metazoa; Chordata; Mammalia; Dermoptera; Cynocephalidae
Gene: ANKRD49
Product: ankyrin repeat domain 49
Exons: 2
Coding region: 93-812 (239 amino acids)
Biological process (GO): positive regulation of DNA-templated transcription
Molecular function (GO): protein binding
Source: RefSeq, a predicted model, not a curated record
GAUGAAUAAAAUAAAGCAGACAUAAUUCGUCUCUUGAAAGAUUGCUUAUACCCUGGCAUUUGAAAUGCUUUUUAUUUAGAAUAGUAGUAAAAAUGGAAAAAGAGAAAGUAAAUGAUGCUGGAAAACCAGACCCAGAGAAUUCCUUGGACUUUUCUGAACACUUUAACCAACUUGAAUUGUUGGAAACACAUGGACACCUUAUUCCCACUGGUACUCAAAGUCUCUGGGCAGGCAAUUCUGAUGAAGAUGAGGAGCAAGAUGAAAAAAAUGAAGAGUGGUAUCAAUUGCAAGAAAAAAAAAUGGAAAAGGACCCAAGCAAAUUGCUUCUUUGGGCUGCUGAAAAAAAUCGGCUUAAUACAGUGCGGAGACUACUUUCUGAAAAGGCCACUCACGUGAACACUAGGGAUGAAGAUGAGUAUACCCCCCUUCAUCGAGCAGCAUACAGUGGACACUUAGAUAUUGUCCGUGAGCUAAUUGCGCAAGGGGCAGAUGUUCAUGCUGUGACUGUGGAUGGAUGGACGCCCCUGCACAGUGCUUGUAAGUGGAAUAAUACCAGAGUGGCUUCUUUCUUACUUCAGCAUGAUGCAGAUAUCAAUGCCCAAACAAAAGGCCUCUUGACCCCCUUACAUCUUGCUGCUGGGAACAGAGACAGCAAAGAUACCCUGGAACUCCUCCUGAUGAACCGUUACAUCAAACCAGGGCUGAAAAACAACUUGGAAGAAACUGCAUUUGAUAUCGCCAGGAGGACAAGUAUCUAUCACUACCUCUUUGAAAUUGUGGAAGGCUGUACAAAUUCUUCACCUCAGUCUUAACAGUUUCUUAAGUUUCUAAGUACUAGUGCCUCCUUUGUGUGAGAUGUAAAAUAUUUCCACAAUACAAAGUUGACAUGAAAUGUCUUACUGCACAAAUUCAGUGGUACUCAUAAUGUUCUUCCAAGUGAGUCGCCUGACCUUGAUGUCGAAAUGCAUUUGAAAGUUGUUUGGAUAUAUCUUUAAUGAUUUUUGUGGAGUGUGUGAUUUUUAACAGAAAUAAUUUUAACUUGCCUAUACUUAAAAACUUUACACGGGUAGUACAGAAACUAAUGAUAUUUUUGGUGCUGAUCCAAGAGAAAUGUAUUUUUAAAUAUCCCAUGUCCUGGAUCUUUGUUGAGUAUUUAGUAUAUUGAUGUGUAUUUUUAUAAGGUGAGGUAACUCAGAAUUUAAGUUAAAAGUCUUAGAUAUACUGGUGCAGUUCAACUGUCUUCUCUACAUUACCAUAGCCCAUUGUUUUCAUUUUAAACUAAAAAAGUUAACACGUUAGUGACUUGAAUCUUCAUAAGUUUAAAAAAAAUUUUAAAACCUAGAUCUUUGUCUUUUAGAACAUAGAUCGUUUUCAGGAAAGCGGUUAGCUAGGUGUUUAAUCCAUGAGUGUUAUGUACUGCCACCCUACACAAUUCACACAGUCCUGUGGACAGUCCUACCUCACCCUGGUCAAACCACAUGAUCCUUAUUCUUAUGGUAUGUCAGUGUGACCUUUUAGACACACACACACUAUACCUUGGUCCAGGAGGUCAUAAUAUAUCUGUUGUCCAACUGGUUUUGCCCUCUUAAUCUUACUAGUUUGGGCACUGCUCAUAUAGCCUCUUGAGUUCACAGGAAAUGUUGAUUUUCCAAGGUCCUCAUUUUAUACAAGCCAUGUAAAGGCAAAAUGACAAAGGAAAAGGAAUUCUAAGAGUAAGGGGAUGAUUAUUAUAUUGGGACUAGAACCACAAAGUAGCUCAGGCUUUUUCUAAAAAACCACAGGGUGGAUAGUAACAAAAAGCAUAAAUACAGAAAUUCAAGAAAAAUA